Sarcophilus harrisii (Tasmanian devil) is the source of this 2197-nucleotide messenger RNA. It is a transcript of the gene TIMM13, whose product is annotated as translocase of inner mitochondrial membrane 13. Bases 427 to 723 code for a protein of 98 amino acids. The record is from RefSeq and is a predicted model, not a curated record. NCBI's taxonomy places the organism in Eukaryota, Metazoa, Chordata, Mammalia, Dasyuromorphia, Dasyuridae. The transcript is spliced from 3 exons.
CAGCGCAGGGACGGGGGAAGAACCUACUCAUCUAAGGGGAAGAAGGGUGCGGACUGUCCGGGCCGUCACCGUUCUCCUAGGAGCGCCCAGUAGGGCGGGGCGGAGCCGGGCGGUCUUAGUGAUGUCACAACCCCUUGAACUAACCGGCUCGAGGCAGUUUACGAGCUGCGCAAGCGCAAAGAGCAGGGUCACCUAACGGCCCACGGCCCCGCCUUACGUGAACCGCUUCAGAGAGCGCGACUCGUGGCGCGUGGCCUUGUGGGCCCUGUAGUUUUUUCUUUUCUCGCCGGCUCCUCCCUAUCGCUUCAGUUUUUGACUCCCGCGGGACUCCGUUUCCCGUGGUGCGCCGGGGCCGGCUUCCGGUGCGGGUACGGGUCGGUGCACGCGGCGGCAGUGGCGGCGCCCUGGUGACAUUGCUCGGGGGCCAUGGAGGGCAGCUUCGGUUCGGAUUUCGGGGGUGCGGCGGGGGCCGGCGGCGGGAAGCUGGACCCAGGGCUCAUCAUGGAGCAGGUGAAGGUGCAGAUUGCCGUGGCCAACGCGCAGGAGCUGCUGCAGAGGAUGACGAACAAGUGUUUCCGGAAGUGCAUCGGGAAACCCGGCAGCUCCUUGGAUAACUCCGAGCAGAAGUGCAUUGCGAUGUGCAUGGAUCGCUACAUGGAUGCCUGGAAUACAGUGUCCCGCGCCUACAACUCUAGAUUGCAGCGGGAGCGAGCCAACAUGUGAGGCAUGUGCUUUUGGAGUGGACAUCCAGGAGCGCUGGCUCUGUUGUCCAGAGUGGCCGACUGGACACAGCCAGGGAGCUCAUCCUCCUCCCGUCCUCCCUGCUGACAAGGUGCUUUGAGAAUGAAAGGAAUAAGGCAGGGGCAGGGGAGGAUUCCUGAAAUUUGGCUCCAUUCCUUGGUGAUUCCCCAGCCCCUUCUGAGCACACUAAUAAAAGCCCUGUUUGUGGAGCCUGGAUCUCUGCCCUUCUCUAAGGGCUCAGUUCUCCCCUUCUCUGCUGUAACCACAACUUAUAGGCGAAGUAUUGGGCUAUUGGAGGUCCUCCUGCAGGCUGGGAAGCUCCUGGCCCCCUCCUGGAGGAACAUGACAUUACUGGCUCCAAGCAUAUACUGAUUCUGAACUGGGUCUGCGGCUAUUCCCUGGGAAAGGCUUGUUUGGCGCUCCUGAGUGGGGGAUGCCCAGCUCACGAGCAAGGGUCUAUGUCGUCACUGCCUGUUAUGUAUCCAGAAAACAGUAAAAUCCUGUCUGUGACACCAGAGCUACUUAUUUUCUCCAUCUUCUGAGCAAAGACAAGUAUGGAUUUUUCUUUGAAAGGUUUGUGCCUCUGAGUUGGGACAUGUUCUUUUGGUUGGGAGUGGGCUGAGUAGAGUAUCCUGCCCUGCCUGGCCCAGCUGUGUUGGGGUAGGUACCUGUAUUUGGAGUCACUGGCACCCAUGUGACCUUAGGCAAGUCACAUAAUGACUGGGAGGUCUCUUUUCAAAUCUUAGCAUAAUAGUGUGAUUUAGAAUGUCUUUUGCUAUAAGAAGCACUUCUCUUUGAUAUAAUGGGACUGUGAUGACCCAAAUGGUUAUGAAGAAAACAGCUUUUUGAGGUCACUAGCUGAAGCUUCCUUGAGGAUAAGGAAUAAUAAUAGUAAUUUAUGUAGCAUGUGUUUCAAUCUUCUUGUCGCUGUGCUAAGUGUUUUACAACUACUUUAUUCGAUUCUCACAACGAUCCUGUAAUGUAGGUGCUUUUAUUCCCAUUUUAUAGUUGAGGAAAUGGACACAAGUGGGGAAAGUGAAUUGCCCAGAGCCUCAAGCUGUCUGUGGCUUCCUGAUUCCCAGCCUGUUGUGUCCUGUCUGUUGUACCACGGAGCCACCAAGGAUGCUGCUCUGUAUUUUCAAGGUUGGCUUGGGUUCCUCCUGACUUGACUUAGGUCUGGUGGUCCACUUGGCUGGUGCCACAGGGAUUCAGGAAGUCUUGGACUGAAUGCUGAGAUGCCAGUAACACAUCAUCUUGAUAUCUCAGCAUAGCUAAGCAUCUCAUCCUGUGAGGGUCAGCUCUGAUUAUGGUUGGGGGAUAAUGAUGACUGAAAUAAUUCACAUACAUACCUAUAGCACUUGAAGGGUUACAAUGCAGUUUUGGAAGAUGUAACAGGUAGUGUGAAGUAUUAAAGUUUUAGCUCCACUUUACAGAUGAAUAAACUGAGUCUCCAAGA